Molecule: messenger RNA, 1904 nt
Organism: Myxocyprinus asiaticus (Chinese sucker)
Lineage: Eukaryota; Metazoa; Chordata; Actinopteri; Cypriniformes; Catostomidae
Gene: cxxc4
Product: CXXC finger 4
Exons: 3
Coding region: 298-1167 (289 amino acids)
Cellular component (GO): nucleus
Molecular function (GO): zinc ion binding; methyl-CpG binding
Source: RefSeq, a predicted model, not a curated record
ACACCUCACCUCCAGUCAUCUCUCCACGGACAACAGACAAAACCAGGACGCCAUCACAAACAAAUCGCUUUCUUUCUACUUUUCUUCGCACGGAGAAUGCUGUUUGUGUGCGAAAAGAUUGUGUUUUUGUAGAGAUCUCUCGAUUGAUCGCAGUAAUGUGCAGCUCUAGUGUCUGGAUUAUCUGUGGAGAGGAUAAACCAGGAUGGUAACGUGUUGUGUGUAACCAGCUUCACCUUCACAAAAAAGCGACUACCACCUCCCAAAUAUUUAUAGUGAGUACUUGAAACGUAAAGAGUCAUGUCUAAUAUUAACAAUGCACUUUGCAUUGAGAGCGGACAGAACACCGACAUGUCACUCUUGCAAAAGGAUAAUCUUCAGGAUGGUGGAUUAAGCCAGCUGUUGGAUUACAAUGCAGAAAUGGAAAGGUACAGGUCUUUUGCGAACUUUUACAAAACCAACGGGGCAUUUCCGCAGACUGCCAAGAUUGCCCGCAUAACGACACCAAUUUUUCCCAGUGCUAGAAUUGGCAUGUCCCCUUGGAACUGUGAUAACGGCAUGCUCUGGGGAAGGAAAUCAGCAGCAAUAAACCAUAAUAGGACCAGCAUGCAUAGAAACGACUCCCAAAGGCCGGGGAAACCUGGCGUGCCGCCAGAGACUCUGCAAAUGGCAAAUAAUAAUUUCCUCUCUAGCUUAUCCCCUGAACACUGCAGACCUUUAGCAGGAGAAUGCAUGAACAAGCUGAAAUGUGGCGCUGCUGAAGCAGAGAUAAUGAAUCUCCCGGAACGUGUUGGAACUUUUUCCGCUAUUCCGGCUUUAGGGGGCAUCUCAUUACCUCCCGGGGUCAUCGUCAUGACAGCCCUUCACUCCCCCGCAGCCUCAGCAGCCGUUACAGACAGUGCGUUUCAAAUUGCCAAUCUGGCAGACUGCCCACAGAAUAAUUCCUCUGCAUCCAGCGGAAACCCAGCGAAAAAGAAAAGGAAAAGGUGUGGGGUCUGUGCGCCCUGCAGGAGGCUAAUCAACUGUGGAGUGUGCAGCAGUUGUCGGAACCGUAAGACGGGCCACCAGAUCUGCAAAUUUCGGAAAUGCGAGGAGCUGAAAAAGAAGCCAGGCUCAUCACUAGAGAGAACACCUGUUAACAACGGGGAAGCAUUUCGAUGGUUCUUUUAGUGCUCCAAACCUAGUCAUUUCAUGUAUAGUGAUGUCAUAGACUUACCACAAAAGGAACUUGCAGUGCUUCAAAGACCCAAAACCACAACCUGGCUGCAGAUGACAGAGCAUCAGAGAUGAUGACAAACUCUGUAAUUUCAUUUCCUGUGUAAUUACUAUUGUACCGUUUGGCAGUAUCAAAAUGUAUAUUUUUCACUGUCUAUCAAUGUAUUUCAGUGUUAAGGCUGAGUAAGUUGCAGCCAUUGUUAUGUAAAGGACUGUGUAGACAAUCAUUACAAACAGGAGAAAAUAAUGUCAACAGUGGCCAAUGGGAUCAUAUACUGUAUAUAUUUUCUUUCUUUUUUUUUAGUUUUUUUUUUUUUGCAACACAACACAGUUUUUAGAUCUGGAGCAAUAAUAGUGAAGGUAAUUGGUCUCUGCCAUCAUAUUCCAGCUUUGUAUGGAAUGAUCUUCAGAAUACCUCUUUUCACUUAAACUGACAAGUUCAAGAGGACACAUUGUGUCCUCUGUGAUUAAUGUGAUGUUUUGUAAUUGAUUUCCUGUGUCAAGUCUCUCAAAGUUCAAUUGCAUUCUUUUUAGUGUUGGUUGAACCCAUUUAAAAAGCUGUCGAAAGGUAGGAAGACAACCAGAAAUUAAAAUUUGUGAACAUAGCAGUAAGAUUUGUGAACAUCCUUUUUUAAUUCUCACAAUGCAGUAAACUACACAUUCCAAAAAGAAUUAUCCAAUAAAUUUCUCAU